Molecule: messenger RNA, 3936 nt
Organism: Phodopus roborovskii (desert hamster)
Lineage: Eukaryota; Metazoa; Chordata; Mammalia; Rodentia; Cricetidae
Product: proline and serine-rich protein 1-like
Source: RefSeq, a predicted model, not a curated record
ACCUGGGAUGAGCGUUUCCUCGUUUCCAGAAGAACUGUGAGAAGCCACGUCGGAAUAGUGCUCAAGAUGGACAAAAAGUCCUUUGAGACGGUGCUGGAUGAGAUUCGGAAGGCUGUUUUGACAGAAUAUAAAUUAAAAGCAAUUGAAUAUGUUCAUGGGUACUUCUCCAGUGAACAGGUGGUGGACCUCCUAAGGUACUUCUCCUGGGCAGAACCACAGCUGAAGGCCAUGAAAGCCCCUACAGCAUGUGAGUGACCCUCCCUUCUUGCCCAUAAAAUGGUGGCCGUCCACCCAGCAGAAGUGGUCAGCAUCCUCAGCUGUUUUACCUUCAGUAAAGACAAGCUGGCUGCUCUGGAGCUCUUGGCCUCAAACAUUGUGGAUGCACAGAAUUCUCGUCCCAUUGAAGAUUUAUUCAGGAUCAACAUGUCAGAGAAGAAACGGUGUAAAAGAGUCCUGGAGCAGGCUUUCAAAGCAGGUUGCAAAGCCCCUCAUGCCAUGAUAUCUUCAUGUGGAACCAUCCCAGGAAACCCCUAUCCCAAAGGAAAACCCAGCCGCAUCAAUGGGAUUUUCCCCUGGCACACCUCUGAAAAGGAUGGUGAAGAAAAUACCAAUGAAGGCAAAGGAAUAGCAGCACGAAUUCUUGGACCAUCCAAGCCGCCUCCCUCAACAUACAAUCCACACAAACCUGUCCCCUACCCAAUACCUCCAUGCCGGCCACAUGCAACUAUUGCACCAAGUGCUUAUAACAAUGCGGGUCUGGUACCUUUAGCCAGUGUGAUAGCUCCAGGCGUCCCUCCUCCACCUCCAUACACUCCGAACCCAGUAGGAACAGACAAUGAAGACCUCUCCAGUCAGUCAAAACCUACACAGAGUCAAACGUUUUCCACCCCAGCAGGCCAACUCUUCUCCCCUCAUGGUUCUAAUCCUUCAACUCCUGCUGCGACUCCUGUCCCCGCUGUGUCCCCAGUCAAGGCAGCAAACCAUCCAUCCGCGUCAGCAGCUGCCACUGGGGCGGGAAUGAAUGCUCCCAACACUGCCCUAUCGGUUUUCACAACGCCUCAGCCAUCUACAGCGAACCCGACUGUGAUCCGGACUCCCUCGGUGCCCGUGACACCUGUUACUUCCGCCCACAGCACCACACCUGCUCCCGUCCCUUCCAUUUUUUCUGGCCUAGUGCCACUGCCAGGUCCCUCUGCCACCCCCACCCCAUCCCCUCAGGCCAGCUCGACAGCAAGGGCCACGCUGACUUCCAGUGAGACCUUUACUUCCACGUGUGCCCCGUUCACCAGCCACUCCUCAGCCAGCUCCACCACCGGGUCAGCCAGUAACCCAAGCACGGCUUCCCUGUCAUCGGUCUUUACUGGCCUGCCUCUGCCCUUCCCACCAGCAUCCCACGGCAUAGCCACCCCAGCUCCUUCUGUAAUCGCUAGUGCCGGGGGUCCUCAUGGUGUAAACAGCCCUCUUCUGUCUGCCUUAAAGGGCUUUCUCACGACUAGCGACACACACUUAAUCAACUCAUCUGCCUUGUCAUCUGCGGUCACAACUGGGCUGGCUUCAUUAUCCUCACUUCCCAAUCAAAACUCGGAUUCCCCUGCUUCAGCCACUAACAAGUGCUAUGCCCCUGCUGCUCUUGCUGCCUCACAGAGGUCUUCUACCCCAGGGAUGGCCAUGUUCCCAGGCCUGCAGUCCCCUGUGGCCAGCGCCACCUCCUCAGCCCCAGUGCUGCCUGCGCAGUCUCCGCUGGCUACCCCCUCCUCCACAGCAAUGCCAGUCAGCUGUGGCUCCUCAGGUUCGCUUUUGCAUGGUACCCAUGCAGGUAGCAUUUCAUCCGCCCCUGCCACAGCAACUGUGCCCGUUAUGAUCAAAAGUGAGCCCACGAGCCCCCCUCCUUCGGCCUUCAAAGGCCCAGCUCAUCCAGGCACUCCUGCUCGCGGUACCUUGGGCCUAUCGGGUGCUCUGGGCCGUGGAUACCCUACAACCUCAGUGCCCAUCAGUGUGUCCACUUGCCUUAACCCUGCACUGUCCGGGCUUUCCAGCCUGAGCAAUCCCCUGGCUGGUUCUAUGUCCCUCCCACCACAUGCGUCCUCGCCCAUUGCUCCUGUGUUCACAGCCCUUCCUCCUUUCACUUCGUUGACCAACAGUUUCCCUAUUCCGGGUAGUCCCUCCCUCAAUCCUGCUGUGUCGCUCUCAGGGCCCUCUACCACCACAUCUGCAACUGCACACCCCGGCUCCGCGCCGGUGCGCCCAGUGCUGCCCACCUCCAAUGCCUCGCCUGCAGCCUUCCCACUCCAACCUGUCCACUGCCGUGCCCUCCUCUUCGCAGUCACCCAGGGCCCUCUGCCCGCCUCUAACCCUUCCUACCCCGGCUUCCCUGUCUCCAGUGCCCCAAGUGGUGCCCCGGCACUGGCCUCAUUCCCAGGGCUGCAGGCGCCAUCCACAGUAGCAGUCACCCCACUGCCGGUGGCUGCCUCGGCCCCAUCACCUGCGCCUGUUCUCCCUGGGUUUGCCUCGGCCUUCAGUUCCAACUUCAACUCCGCCCUGGUGGCACAAGCAGGUUUGUCAUCUGGACUCCAGGCUGCCGGUAGCUCUGUUUUCCCAGGCCUUCUUUCCCUCCCAGGUAUCCCUGGGUUUUCCCAGACUCCUCCCCAGUCGUCUCUGCAAGAGUUACAGCACAGCGCAGCUGCGCAGUCGGCUUUAUUACAGCAGGUCCAUUCGGCAUCUGCUUUGGAGAGUUACCCAGCCCAGCCAGAUGGCUUCCCUAGCUAUCCUUCCACGCCUGGAACACCAUUCUCUUUGCAACCAGGUCUAUCCCAAGGUGGAUGGCAAUGAAUUUUAAACAUGUUUAUUCUUCUUGGGAACAACAUGACAUUUGCCCAAGAACUGUAAUGAACAGUCUGACAGAUAUGAAAUUGUUCAGUUGUCUGAAAGCUCGUACUCUUAGGGAUGCUGGGACAGAGUUUAGAAGUUCGGGUUGCAUUUUUAAAGUGGUUACAAGUAUCCGUGCCCCCACUCCUAUAUAUGUCAAAAUACUAGCAAUGAAUUGUAUGAAGAGUAGUAUUUUAAAGUAUGUGGGGACCUUUCACCUCCUACCCUACAGUUUUGAAUUAUGUGUGUGAUCUACAUAGACUAUGAAAGAGGAGACAGAACUCUUCAUAGCCGAAUACAGCCUUAAAUCUGCUUGUAUUGCCUCCAUGGACAGAAGUGAUAGACUUACGGGUUGCAUGUGGCCCUGGGGGAGUUACUAUUCUACAGAUGCACACGUGGCUCCAGUUAGCAUCAGCUGGAAUGAAGUACUCUGUGUGUAUUCAAAGGGGGACUUGAGACUAUUUUUAAUUUGUUAUUAGUCAUACCUACUGCUGAAUUUAACUCACUAUAUUCCACGAAAGUAAAAAUGGUGCUGAUUGUAGUCUUUAGAAUGACAUUCAGGUGUUUUCAACCAAAAAUGUCUACCCAGAACUACCUUCUUCCAGAUGCAUAAGUAAGGGAGGCUUAGGAUAAUUGUGCAAAGCAUUCUUCAUGAUCUCAGCAUACGCCCGCAAGUGAUUCCCCGGCCACCACUGUUACUCCUUGUAUCCUGGAAGCUCUUGGUGAAUGUUUACAAUCAUGGGAUGUAUUUCUACUCAAACACUCAUCUGAAAUAAACGUGUGGCAGCAAUAGAAAAGACUCACUCUGUCAGUAAGCACAGUGUGCGCCACAGGCCUGAGUCAUCCUGAACAGUGUCUGCAACAUUAGGUGUAGGGAGCAGGAGUAGGUUAAUGCAAACCAUAGGCUCUACUGUAGUGCAGCUCAGCAUCCACAAGUUCUACUUUUAUAAAGAUGCAAGAUGUUGCAAAUGUAUUUUCCUUUGACAUGGGAAACAAACUUUUUAAGGAUAUGGAAUAACCCUGUAUGGUUAGUUUUUAACAUUUUUAAAAAUAAACUUUGUGGAUCUGACA